Messenger RNA from Pieris napi, 1150 nucleotides. RefSeq lists its product as uncharacterized. Bases 66 to 1121 code for a protein of 351 amino acids. NCBI's taxonomy places the organism in Eukaryota, Metazoa, Arthropoda, Insecta, Lepidoptera, Pieridae. The record is from RefSeq and is a predicted model, not a curated record. The transcript has 10 exons.
UGACAUCUAUAAAUCUUACGUGAGAAUAAACAUUUUUAAUUUAUACAGUCUAAAUUUUGUACAUUAUGUCUUCAUCAAGUGAUGAACAUUCGGAAUGUUUUGACUAUAAUAAUAUAACUCCAUGGCCGAUGCAACCAUUGGUAUACUAUACAAAUGUGCCGUACCGUGAGAAACCUAAAAGUAGAGAGAAAAAGCGUAACCCAAAUUGCUUUGUCAAAGCUUUCCGAUGGUAUACACAGGAACGCUGUCCGAAAAAGACAGACUCGAUGAGCACAAAUGCACCAGAAAUAAAGGGUUUUGCGAUGUGGUUAGAUCAGAAAUAUCAAGAAUAUAUCCAUGAUGGUGGUGGACAUUCAAAGUACACGUUGAAGAAGACAUCGACGGUGGAAAUUGAAACUAAAUCUAACAACUUUCCGUGCGACUCUUGCGGAGCGAAAAAAUUCAAGAGACCCAAAAGUCCUAGGAAAAGGCACAGAAAGCUCACGAAUAGCAAAGGAAAUGCUUUAAGAUCCAAUAAAAGCUUUGAAAUCUUGCUGCAUCCAAAACAUACGGUGUCUCGAACAGCUUCGGAGUCCUGCCACAGAGUUUAUUCGUGUUGUACAUACAGUCCACUAACACAGAAAGCAAAACGUAAAUCCCAGAGUCUCACCAGCGUUCUACUUGAAAGAGAAGUGUAUCAAAUACCUUACGAUGCAAUUGAUGAUAGAGAUGAGGUGAAGAAAAUCAUUGCUACCAUUGUGGAUCCCAGUCAGCACGGCAAGGAAUUACAAAAUACCCCUAAAAGUUCAAAAGCGAGAAGUGACCAUUCGAAGAAGAAUAUUUCCUGCCAAUGCAUAAACGAAAAUGUCACAUUUGACGUCAGCUGUCAAUGUCCCACAGUCAGAUCUAAAGUCAUAAGUCAAAGCAAAUUGUCAAAACAGGAAAAGGCGGAUCCAAUGAAACUGAAAAAUGAUGGUCAGAGUGAAGUUGGAAAAGCGUCUCCAAAACCAAUACAGCCGUUUAUGUCGAAAAAUGUAUCUUCAUUCACAUAUGGAACUCAGACAUGUGAUAAUCCUAUACAAUUGCCCGCCGCCCAAUACCCAUUGUUCAUGAGGAUAACAUGCCCAGACAGAUUACAAUAAAAAAAAGUCAAUUAAAAAAUAAUACUUUA